AUGGUUAAUGAUUAUAAAGUUGGAAAGAAGUACUACUUGUUAUCCUUAUCUAACGAAUGUAGUAACGUGAAAGAAUUAGUUGGAUUGGAGUGUAAGUAUAAACUCAUGAUCGCACCGCGUCGUCGAUCUACUGUUGUGAUAGGAUCCAUUAAUGGUCUGGUGUGCUUGUAUGAUCAAGUUUCUUGCUUUUAUCUAUGGAAUCCUGCAACUCAUCAACGUCGCAAGGUUGAUAAUCCUUUUUAUCAGUAUCGUAUACGUGAUUAUAUUAAGGGUGUUGGAUUUGGUUAUAUAUCUUCCAUGAAUGAUUAUAGGAUAGGGUGCAUUAGUUGGUCAUAUGAUGAGGAAGUGUAUCAUGUCGAUGUUUUUUCCUUGAGUACUGGAAAAUGGAAAAGAACAGCUACUUUAGAUGAUGAUUAUUAUUUUUCGAUGGCUAGGACAAAUAUAUCAGUGUUAAUUGAAGGAUGCUUGUCUUUGGGUGGAAUUAGCAAUUUGAACGGUUAUCAUGUUUGUGAUGUUUGGAUGUUGAAGCAACAUGAUGAUGAUUCUUGGGAGAAAUUUUUUUCUAUCAACAUUGGAAAAGACACAAGGUUGUUGUAUCUAUUUGAUAUGGGAAAGUGUUUGGUAGGAGACUAUUAUGAAAGACUUAAGCUACUUGAUUCUAGUAAGGUAACUCAAGAAGAAUGUGAAGAAAAUACGGUUAUUUGUGAAGGAUCUAAAGAAGGUACUCUCACUCCUAUAACUGAUGCAUGGGGUUAUGUUGAGAGUUUAAUUUCGCCUUUUGGGAGAAUCAAGUAUGAUGAGGAUGAAGAUUAUUAUUAG
Molecule: messenger RNA, 819 nt
Organism: Beta vulgaris subsp. vulgaris (sugar beet)
Lineage: Eukaryota; Viridiplantae; Streptophyta; Magnoliopsida; Caryophyllales; Amaranthaceae
Product: F-box/kelch-repeat protein At3g06240-like
Exons: 2
Coding region: 1-819 (272 amino acids)
Source: RefSeq, a predicted model, not a curated record